GUACUGUAGACAGGCCAUCUGAAUUAACCGGCUAGUCACCUGAUUAAUAAAGAAACAGGUUCGGCUUAUAAGGACCUUUUUUUUGCAUGUACUAUAUUAUAAUCAAACAAAAAUACAACAGAAUCCAGCUGACUUCUACCACAGACCUACACAUCUGAAAGAAUUAUUUUACAGAGGAGCCUGGGAUGCCGGCGAGGAAAUACAACGGGGUGAAUCUCAAUCAGUAAACCAGCGUUCAUCAUUGGAUCAAAUUAAGGGAAUAUUUUAUUUGGAUCUUAUCGCAGAAAAAAAUCUUCGAUUUGGGGGUAAAGGGUGUUGCAUAUACCUCUGCCAUGGCCAACGCCUCCAUGGACCUGGACAAUGUUGAGGCCCAAGGUCAACUCAACAACAAUCGUCCAGCCAGCAGCAGAGGCCAUACCUGGGACUCAGAGAGCACUAGCGCUAAGCUGUUUGAAUGCUCCCGCAUCAAAGCGCUUGCAGAUGAGAGAGAUGCCGUGCAGAAAAAGACCUUCACAAAAUGGGUAAACUCUCACCUGGCACAAGUGUCCUGUAGGAUAGCGGAUCUGUACAACGACUUGCGAGACGGUUACAUGCUGACCAGGCUGCUGGAAGUCCUAUCUGGGGAGCUGCUGCCCAGGCCUACAAGAGGCCGCAUGCGCAUCCACUGCCUUGAGAACGUGGAUAAGGCCCUGCAGUUCCUCAAGGAGCAGAGGGUCCAUUUGGAGAAUGUGGGUUCUCACGACAUCGUAGAUGGCAACCACCGACUCACACUGGGCUUAAUAUGGACCAUCAUUCUGCGUUUCCAGAUUCAGGUAAUCAAGAUAGAGACUGAGGACAACAGAGAAACACGCUCAGCCAAAGAUGCUCUUCUCCUGUGGUGCCAGAUGAAGACAGCCGGUUACUCUGAGGUCAACAUCCAGAACUUUACUUCCUGCUGGAGAGACGGCCUGGCCUUCAAUGCCCUUAUCCACAGACACAGACCUGAUCUAAUUGAAUUCCACAAGCUGGCCAAGUCCAACGCUACAUAUAAUCUACAGCAAGCUUUCAAUGUUGCUGAGCAAAAUUUGGGUCUUACAAAACUCCUUGAUCCUGAAGAUGUAAACACGGAGAACCCAGAUGAGAAGUCCAUUAUUACCUACGUGGUGUCUUUCUAUCACUACUUUUCGAAGAUGAAAGCCCUUGCAGUAGAAGGGAAACGAAUUGGAAAGGUUUUGGACAAUGCAAUAGAGAUAGAGAAGAUAAUUGAGCAUUACGAUGCUUUGGCCUCUGACCUCCUGGAGUGGAUCGAGAAGACCAUUAGUAUCAUCAGCAAUCAGAAGUUUGCUAACUCUCUAACCGGUGUUCAGCAACAACUCCAGGCCUUCACAACAUACUGUACCAUCGAGAAGCCCAUCAAGUUCCAGGAAAAGGGGAAUUUAGAAGUGCUUCUUUUCACAAUCCAAAGCAAACUCAGAGCCAACAACCAGAAGCCAUAUGUGCCUCAUGAAGGGAAGCUGAUAUCUGAUAUCAAUAAGAUGUGGGAGAGACUGGAAAAGGCAGAGCAUGAAAGGGGUGUAGCACUGCGGACAGAGUUAAUCAGGCAGGAGAAACUGGAACUUCUUGCUCAGCGCUUUGACCAUAAAACUACUAUGAGACAAGCAUGGCUAAAUGAGAACCAGCGACUUGUAUCUCAGGAUAACUUUGGCUAUGACCUCCCAGCAGUAGAAGCAGCCAUGAAAAAGCAUGAGGCCAUUGAGGCGGACAUUUCGUCGUAUGAGGAACGCAUCGGGGUGGUGGUGGAGCUGGCGGCGGAGCUGGAGGCGGAGGGAUACUACGAUAACCGGCGCAUUGCGGCACGCAAGGAGAACAUUCUGGGCCAAUGGGCCCUUCUCAAAGAGCUGGUGGUGGCAAGAAAAGCACGUUUGGAAAAAAACCUGGCUCUGCAGAAGACGUUCCAGGAGAUGGUCUACAUGAUCGAUUGGAUGGAGGACAUACAGAUGCAACUUCUGUCCAAAGACUUUGGCAAGCAUCUGCUUGAAGUGGAUGAUCUGCUCCAAAAGCACAGUCUCCAGGAAGCCGACAUCGCAGUGCAGGCAGAAAGAGUCCAGACGCUCAAUACUGCUGCCCUCAAAUUUACCACCAUUGAAGGCUAUCAGCCCUGUGACCCACAGGUGAUCUGUAAUCGAGUUAACCACGUCACCACCUGCCUCGAAGAGCUCAAGCAGCUGGCUGCUAAGCGGAGGUCAGAGCUGGAGGAUUCUCGCCAGCUCUGGGCCUUUUUCCAAGAGGUGGAGGAGGCAGAGGCCUGGAUUCGCGAGAAGAUAGCCAUUUUGGCUGCUCAGACUUUCGGCAAAGACUUGAGCAGCGUGUUGCGUCUGUUGCACAAGCAUAAGACCCUGACGGGCGAAUUGCUGAGUAGACGCAAGCUAUUGCAACAGACAAUGAAGAAAGCGAAGCAGUUCCUCAAUCAUAAGACCAUUGGGACAGGUCAAAUUCAGGAGAAGAUCAUGGAACUAAAAGACGAAUGGAAACAUCUAGAAGAGCAGGCAAGCCAUCGGCUGAACCAUUUACAGGAUGCACUCAACUUCUUCCAGUUCAACGUCGAAACAGACGACGUGCUCGCUUGGCUGCAAGACACUUACCGGCUGGUGUCCAGUGAAGACUUUGGCCAUGAUGAAUAUUCCACGCAGUCACUACUGAAGAAGCAUCGGGGUGUGCAGGAGGACAUUGAGAAACAUAGGCUACAUGUCGUUUCCCUGCGCAAGCAUAUGGUGGGGCUAACCUUGCAGUACCGUGACCUCGAGGAAGUUCAGGCACGCAUGGCUGAGGUGGAACAACUUUAUACGGAAGUGGCCGAGGUGUCCGUGCUGCGGCAGCAGUGGCUCCUGGAUGCUCUGGCUGUUUACCGCAUGUUCAGCGAGGUUCAUGCCUGCGAGGUGUGGAUUGAUGAGAAGGAGCAGUGGCUAAAUAAGAUGAACAUCCCUGAACGGCUGGAAGAUGUAGAAGUGGUGGCUCACAGAUUUGAGAGUUUGGACCAAGAGAUGAACAGCCUGAUGGGAAGGAUCCUGGAUGUCAAUCAGAUAGUUCAGCAGCUUCUGGACGGUGACCAUCCCAGCUCCGACGAGGUGCGGCACUGUCAGGAUCACCUAAACGGCAGGUGGAACUGCAUUGUAGAGUUGGUAGAGCAGAAGAAAGACCACCUGAACUCCAUUCUCCGCAUCCAGAAUUACCUGCUGGAGUGUACGGAGAUCAAGUCCCAGAUCCGGGAAAAGCGCAAAGCCAUUGACUCUACGCAGUAUGCAGGGAGUGACCUUGGGGGAGUCUUGGCCUUGCAGCGCAAGCUCUCCACCAUGGAGGGAGCCCUGUCAAUCCUGGAGCCAAAGCUCAUCAAUUUGCAACAGGAAGCGGAAGAGCUAGCAGCAACCCACCCCGACCAGGCUAUGGAGGUGCUGGUGCAGUUUGAAGAAAUUAGCGUGGAAUGGGAAGAGCUGAAAUGCACACUACAGGGUUGUGAGGAUUCGCUGACGGUGGCUAGUCGACUACAGCAGUUCAUCCAGGACCUUGAUGGCUUCCUGACCUGGCUAGUACAAACACAGACAACGGUUGCAUCAGAGGAAUUACCUAACUCCCUGGAGGAAGCAGAACGGCUCAUAAACCGGCAUGCGGCCCUCAAGGAGGAGAUAGGCCGCUAUGAGGAGGAUUACGAGCGCCUUCAGGCUGUCAACGACCUACUCGAGACUGAGGAGGCACCCUUACCUUAUGUUGCCCUUCAGCAGUGGUUACAAAAGCUAGAUGUAGGUUGGAACAAACUCUUGGAGAUGUGGGAGAGCCGUCGGGAGGUGCUUGUGCAGGCACACAUCUUCCACCUCUUCUUGAGGGACGUCAAGCAAGCAGAGUCCUUGUUAAACAACCAGGAAUCAUCCCUAGCUCAUAUAGAGUUGCCCACUACAGUGGAGACAGUUGAGACUGCCAUCAAGAAGCACAAGGACUUCACUACCACCAUGGAGCUCAACCUGCAUCGCAUUAAGGCUGUCAUUGAGGCUGGGGAUAGUCUGAUUGGACAGCGAAAUAUCUACUCUGAGCGAAUCAAAGAGCGGAUUCAGACCCUCAACAACAGGGGAGCACAGAACCGCAACCUCGCUCAGCAAUGGCUCGACAGACUGAAUGAGCAGUGGGAGUUACAGAGUUUUCUUCAAGAUUGCCAUGAGCUUGGCGACUGGGUGGCAGAAAAGAUGCUAAUGGCCCGUGAUACUUCGCGGGACGAAGCGCAGAAGCUGCACAAGAAAUGGCUAAAGCACCAAGCAUUCAUGGCUGAGCUCGCUCAGAACAAAGAAUGGCUGGAGAAAAUUGAGAAGGAAGGUCAGCAGCUCAUUCAGGAGAAACCUGAGCUGAAGUCCAUCGUUCAGCGAAAGCUGGAGGAGAUUCGGGAAUGUUGGCAGGACCUGGAAAGCACCACCCAGGCUAAAGCUCGGCAGCUCUUUGAAGCAAACAAGGCUGACCUACUUGUUCAGAGCUACUCUAGUUUGGACCAGCGACUGUCCCAUUUGGAAGGCCAGCUAUCACAUCUUGAUCAAAGCCCGGACCUAACCAGUGUCAACAAGCAGCUAAAGAAACUUCAGACCAUGGAGUCUCAGAUGGAGGAGUGGUACAGGGAGGUGGGUGAGCUGCAGGUCCAGGCAGCCGCCAUUCCCCAGCCGGCCCUGACCAGGGACGUCAGUAUGUCAGACAAGCAGUCUAUGGUGGAGACACGCAUCGUACGCCUCAUCGAGCCACUCAAGGAGCGCCGGCGCAUCCUGCUGGCUUCCAAGGAGGUGCACCAAGUGGCCCGGGACCUGGAGGACGAGAUCCUUUGGGUCCAGGAGCGCCUCCCAAUGGCCACUUCCAUGGAGCACGGGAAUAGUCUGCAAGCUGUCCAGCAGCUCAUGAAAAAGAAUCAGAAUCUGCAGCGCGAGUUGCAGGCACACCAGGUCCGGAUGGAGGAUGUGCUGGAGCGGGCGGGGCUCAUCGGAUCCAUCAGGAGCCCUGAGGUAGAUUGCGUACGGGCCAGUCUAGAGAGGUUGCAGCACCUGUGGGACACUCUGCGACUAGAGACCGAACAGAGACAGCAGAAUCUGGACGCUAUGUACCAAGCACAGCAAUACUACUUUGACGUGGCUGAAGUGGAGGCCUGGCUGAGUGAGCAGGAGCUGCACAUGAUGAAUGAGGAGAAAGGCAAGGACGAGCCCAGCACUCUGAAGCUUCUAAAGAAGCACCUGGUUUUGGAGCAAACCGUCGAGGACUAUGCAGAGACCAUAGGCCUUCUCUCUCAACAAUGCAGACAGCUUCUGGAACUGGGCCAUCCGGACAGCGAGCAGAUUAGCAAGCGGCAAUCUCAGGUGGACCGAUUAUAUGUAUCGCUGAAGGACCUCGUUGAAGAGCACAAGUCCAGGCUAGAGCAGCAAUACUGGCUCUACCAGCUAAACCGUGAAGUGGACGAACUGGAGCAAUGGAUCGCAGAGCGUGAGGUGGUGGCCAGCUCCCCUGAGCUCGGACAGGAUUACGAGCAUGUCACGAUUCUGCAGGAGAAGUUCACAGAAUUUGCCACGGAGACUGGCAUGUUGGGUCAGGAGAGGGUGACGGCUGUGAACCAGAUGGUGGAUGAGCUCAUUGACUAUGGCCACGCCGAUGCAGCUACCAUUGCAGAGUGGAAGGAUGGCGUGAACGAGGCCUGGGCUGAUUUGUUGGAACUGAUGGAGACGCGAGCACAGAUGCUGGCUGCAUCACACCAGCUGCACAAAUUUUUUGCAGAUGCCCGGGAGGUUUUGGUCCAGAUCGCGGACAAGCAGAGGCGGUUACCUGAGGUGCGGGCGUGUCAGGAAGGUACAGCCAACACCAGCACGCUGCAAAGGCUCAUGCACACGUUUGAGCAGGACAUUCAGCUGCUCAUCACCCAGGUGCGGCAGUUGCAGGAGAGUGCAGCCCAACUUAGGACUGUCUAUGCAGGUGAAAAGGCAGAGGCCAUUGCCUGCAAGGAACAAGAGGUGAUGCUGUCCUGGAAGGAGCUGCUGAAUGUAUGCGACGAGUGCCGUGUGCAGAUUACCACUGUGACAGACAAGCUGCGCUUUUUUGGUGUGGUGCGUGACCUAAUUAUCUGGAUGGACGGCAUCAUCUGCCAGAUCGGGACAGGAGAAAAGCCCAGGGAUGUUUCUUCGGUGGAGGUUCUGAUGAACUAUCACCAGAGCCUGAAGUGUGAAAUCGAGGCACGCAACAAGAGUGUGAUCCAGUGUGUGGAAAUGGGGAAGACACUUCUGGCAGCUCGCAACCCUGCAGCUGAAGAGAUCAAGGAGAAAUUGGAUAGGAUUGUGGCUAAGCAGAAAGAGCUCACUGAAAAAUGGGACAAACACUGGGAGCUUCUACAACACAUGCUUGAGGUACACCAGUUUGCCCAGGAAGCUGUGGUGGCAGAGGCCUGGCUAACAGCCCAGGAGCCGUUCAUCAACAGCAGCGAGCUUGGUAACAGUGUGGACGAGGUGGAGCAGCUGAUUCGACGGCAUGAAGCCUUCCGCAAGGCCGCCGCCACUUGGGAAGAGCGCUUCAGCUCGCUACGCCGGCUAACUACGGUUGAGAAGUUGAAAGCAGAACAGAGCAAACUGCCUCCAACGCCGCUACUGGGCCGGAAGGUUUUUUUGGACCCCCAGGAAGCGUCCCCCAAUCGGAGCACCACCUCCUCCCUGAUACGGCAGACAAUCUAUGAGAAGCCUGAGCCCAAGUUUGAGAGACAAUCCCUGGAAUCCCCAGUCUCUCUGGUCAGAAAACUUGGUUCAACAGUGGCUAACUACACACCGGUCAUGAAUGGCUCUAGUUACCGAGGGAUAGAUUUGCGAGCAACGACCAGUGGGGAAGCGAAGGUGGCUUAUGUGCGACAAGACCUUAGGCCUGAACGUUUGCAGCCCAAGAUUGAUCAUGUCCACGAAGCUGUAAGGCCCUUGCUAGAAAUGCAUAAAACAGAAAGGGAUAAGGAUCAAGACAGGGGACGGGAGAGGGAAGGUGAGAUGGUCUUGGCUAAUGUGGUAAUGAGAGAACCUGGUCGAGAACUAAUAACCACUGAACAACCAAGGGACCCCCGUGGCAGCCGUUCUGACCCCCAGAUGGAUCACUAUCGGAGAGAAAGGCAUUUGGAAAGACAGGCUUCCAGCGAACAGGAAAUUCAAGCCCGACGCGAUGAGCUGCCCCAAGAAGUUUGGCGAGAGCGUCACGAACGCCGUUUAGAGCGGCAGACGUCUAGUGAGCAGGAGGGUCAUGGUCACGAUUCUCGCCGUAGAGACCGGCCACGGCUUGAGAGGCAAGAGUCAAGUGAGCAAGAGACAACAAGAGAUCACUCGGAAAAACGUUCUGCUGGGGAUAAACGGUCCACUUUGGCAGAAAUUGUAGAACAGCUGCAAGAGAGAGAAGCUGCACAGGCUCGUGGUGAGAUGCCACGACUUCUCAAUGGUCUACCUGAGAAAUCCAUUCGACCUGAUCGCCCACGAGCAAGGGAUCGACCUAAGCCCCGCCGUAGACCCCGGCCCAAGGAACCUAACCCAGGAGAGUCAAGGCGGUCUCGCUCAGCACCGGCACAGAGCAGUCCACCAGUGCCCCAGCCACCAAUGCAUACCGCACAGCACGAAGGCUUCCUCUUCCGUAAACUUGAUAUUGAGAGCCAGAAGAAAAGCGCAAACAGCAGGUCUUGGGUGAACCUUUACUGCGUGCUGUCCAAGGGAGAAAUUGGCUUCUACAAGGAUGCAAAGAAUACCACCACACCUUACAACAGCGAGCCAUUGCUUAAUUUAAGCAACUGUACCUGCGAUGUCACCAAUGGCUACAAGAAAAAGAAAAACGUUUUCACCCUUAAAACAAAAGAUGGGAACGAAUUUCUGUUUCAUGCAAAGGAUGAGGAGGAUCUGAAGGGCUGGAUCACAAGCAUCACCACCAGCAUUGCAGAACACGAGGAGAUCGCCAAAUGGGGACAGCCCCAGCCCACUACCUCUUCCACGGAUGAAGGCACGCGGCAAGAUGGCAGCAAGGCCGAGAAAUCAGAAAAGGGGGAGAGGUCCGACCUGGGGGACAGAAUAGAGAAGGGGGAGAGGUCAGAUAAGUCCGAGAAGGGGGAGAAAUCGGAGAAGAAGGAGAAAGCAGAGAAGGCAGAUCGACGCUCUAGCACAUCGGGAAAGAAGAAAUGAGAAUAUACCUAUAUUUCGGAGAUUUUGAAAAGAGAGAUUUAGCAUCUGUGUGAGUUUCCCUCUCACCAUUUCUUCUUAAUCAGAUCAGUUCUGAAUAACAAGAAAGGGACCAAGACGAGUAUGAAUGCUGGAACGGGAGAGUACGCAUCCCCCGCUCUGUCUUUUUCUUGUGUUGAGGACUAGACACCAAGCACCAGCUUUUUUGCUCCUACAGUCUCUGCUUCUGCCCCAAGCAGUUACAGUACCUAUUGGUCAAGACACUGCACCAGUUUAGGUGCUGUUGCUAAGAUACCCUUAAAAGAAGGUUCUUGUCACUGAUGGUAUAUUAAACUAUGUCAUUAAGAAUGUUUCAUUUUAAAUUUAUUUUAAAUUAUUCAAUUGUAUCUAUUUACCUGUCUACAUAUAUUUAUCUGUCUAGAUAUGUCUUAUAAUCAGAAGCAAAAGUUGAAUGAAAUAUGCCAAAAUAUUUCAAAAAUCUGGUUUCUUUCAGAUUUUCUAUUUUCUUUUCCCUGUCUCCAUUUUUUAUUUAUCUGAAGCCAACCUUUCUUAAUACUUGGGAAUUUCACAAGAGGGCUUACUUACUAAUUAGCAUAGCUGUGGGUAAUUGUUUGCACAUGCUGCAGUCCUAUGACAUUGGUUCGAAACUGAUUUCAUAUAUACUUAUCAAUGCCUAUAUUAGCAAGACAGAAUAAUCCUGAAUAAGUGUGCUGACGUAUCCACGCCCUUCACAAACAUGAAAUGCACAAAAGAGGGAAAAUGUACGUGAGUCAUAUUUUCAGUGACAUAAUACACGGGUCCAUUUAAUGGAUGCAUCAUCUCAUUGUUUUGUUUAUUUAUUUAUUUAUUUAUUUAUUUAUGCGUUUGUUUGUUUGUUUAUGUCUUGGCGGUUUUCAAAGUUUGCCAGGGACAAAGUAUGUUUUUCCUGCAUACCACAGCCAAGUUGUCAUGACUCAGGUUCUGUUUGUUUCUCUGUCUUCUCAGUAUCCCUUAGUCUUCCACACAUGAUGGGAUUGUCCCGAUAGGUAGAUACACUGUAUGGGGCAUCCUGCACAACUGUACAGAGUUUGAUAACCUGAGGACAAGAUAACACUGAAAUGGGGCUAUUAUAGCUGUUGUAAAAAAAAAAAAAAAAAUCCCCUAGAACUCGUAAUACAAAUUGCAUUACCGUGCUGACAAGACAGUAGGUAAGCAAAAUACCUUAGGAAUGCAAAACCACAUGACCAGUGGUCAGCUGCUGUGUUGUCAUGCGGUCUGAGGUUAAAGGUGUGAGCCAUGGUGCUUUCUGUGCAAGAUUUGUCAGAGACAAUUAGUUUAGAAUAAAAAAAUAGGUUGAUUCUCAAGAUUAUUUGCAAAGUAUACAGCAGGUAAGGCAGUAUUAACCAGAAAUUUGCAGGAUAACUGUAGACAAUUUGUCUGUUUCGAUUCCUAUUAAUAAUAAUAGAAACAAUUUCAGCUUUGCUCUUUAUAGAUAUGUAGUCAUGCAGGUUCUGCUGGUCCAAAGUCUUUAUAAUAUUCAUAGGAGAGUAAUGUUUACUUUUCUCCAAAAAUAGUAAACUAAAAAGCAGUGCAAAUAUAAUACAAAGUAUAAGCCAAAAGAUCUGAUUUUCACAGGUACCAUUGGGGGUGUAUACAACUCACAGUAAUAAGAUCAUCAUACAGUUGCAAAUUUAAAACAUUUCUUAAGCAUCAUGAGUCCCGCUACUUAAUUUUUUCAUUACAUACAGUAUGCACUGCUGUUUGCAUGGAAACCAACCAAUGGUAAAUGUUGGUGCACAUUAGCCAAAAGCAACCACUGAUUGUGGCAACGGAAUCGUAGUUACUGUGGACGUACAUAGUAACUGCACACAUGGAACCAAGUAUUUAAUUGUGUUUGGAAGAGAACCAUACUUUUGGAAGUUCGGAGUAUACCACAAAUAUACAACAACUACAAAUUUGUUGAAGCAUUUUAUUGCGAUUAGCACAGUACCUUUUUGCCUUCAGUGUAUUGAGCUUUUGUUUUUUUUUUUCUUUUUUUUCCAUUAUCUACGAAGAUUUUAACAUCACCGUUUCAUGAAUGGAAUUUGGUUACAAGGUUAUUUGAUUAUUUAGCAUUUUCCAAUAAUAAUCCGAAAACUUUUUUAUGGUUUAUGAAAUAUGUGUACAUUUGUAUUUUCUUUAAAAAGAAAAUACUUCAGAAAUACUUCAGGUCUGUAACAUCUAUAACAUGAAUAUUACAUUGGACUAAAAUGUCAGCAAAGACACAGAAGUUCUGUCCUUCGAAGAUAACAAUUCCUGAUUGUAAUUAUGCAGCAGAAUUGUGACAGUAGACUUUUUGCUCCAUGCUUACCAUCUCCUAAAAAUGUGAACAAUUCCAGAUGUAUGUAAAUAAGAUUUUUUAAGUAACCCAUUACUCAUAUUUUUCUCAAUCCUUUUAAAAUGAGUUGAAAUUUCAAUUAAAUGGCAUUUAAAACUUGCAGUUCUGUUUAGACAGCUAUUUCAUUUUCAUUGUAUUUCUUUUAUGAUUUUGGUAGCUUUACAGAAUUAUUUUUAUGCACUACUUGUUCAUCGAUGUAAACCAGUCAGUGUGAUGCAGUUUAAAUGCAUUAUUCAUAUUCAAGGAAGAGACCAAUGGAAAAAGUAACAGUUGAAAAGAGAAUUUAUGCAACUUUUCCUCUGCACUAAAAACACUCCCCCAUUGCACAGUGCUGUUGGCUGUAAAACAGGGGUGCUGUAGGGUCUGCAGGAGUGAAUUAUGCUGCAUUUAAUUUUGGAUAAAGUGAACUAAUAUUCAA
Paramormyrops kingsleyae is the source of this 10948-nucleotide messenger RNA. It is a transcript of the gene sptbn4b, whose product is annotated as spectrin, beta, non-erythrocytic 4b. Gene Ontology annotation, cellular component: spectrin. The record is from RefSeq and is a predicted model, not a curated record. Lineage: Eukaryota; Metazoa; Chordata; Actinopteri; Osteoglossiformes; Mormyridae. Gene Ontology annotation, molecular function: actin binding; structural constituent of cytoskeleton; phospholipid binding.